UCUCUCUCCCCCGCCCCUUCAUAUAUUCUCCUUCCUCAACCCACAAAAAUACUCAUUCCCAUCAUAAUCCCCCAAUUCCAACUACUCCCUUACAUUUCCCCCCUUUUCUCUCUUCUCUCAAUUUCCCAUCCCUAAUGAACCAUUUCUCCUUAAACCUCCCUUCUUCCGAUACACUCUGGUAUACCCCUACUACAAUGGAACACCAUCCUAAAUCCUUACCCUUCUUCUAUCAUUCUUCCCUUUCUCUCUCUUCCAAACAUGAUGACGUUGAUUCCGACAACAGUUCCACUAACAACAUCGCCGCCACCAAUGCCAUUGACCGAUCGGAAACCACGUCGUCGUCUCCUUCUUCUGCUGACCAAGAAUACAUGUUUGAAAAACCCUUGACUCCAAGCGACGUCGGCAAAUUAAACCGUCUUGUUAUCCCCAAACAGCACGCUGAGAAGUACUUCCCUCUCGCCGGUUCUUCCACCGUCGAUUCAUCUACCUCUUCGGUCGGAGAUAAAUCCACCGGCGGAGUUGGAGGCGGCGGGGUUUUGUUAGGGUUUGAAGACGAGUCUGGAAAGUGCUGGAAGUUUAGGUACUCUUACUGGAAUAGUAGUCAAAGCUACGUGUUAACCAAAGGUUGGAGUCGUUACGUUAAAGAGAAGAAACUUGACGCCGGCGACGUCGUUUUAUUUCAACGGCAUCGGCUUGAGUCUGACCGAUUUUUUAUUGGUUGGCGCCGUCGCGGUUCUGCACCGCUGUCUCAGAGUAACCCGGUUCGGUAUAAUAAUAAUAAUAAUAAUAAUAAUAAUGGUCAGAAUUACGGCGUUGUGCAGUCGCAGAGCUACAAUGGUGCACCUCAGCAACACCAGAUUGCUUCUUUUCCGUCUUACCGACCUGACGGUCUUCAUACAGGGACAGAAGUUAGGCAAAAGGGAAGAAAAUCAGGGGGUGGGAAUUCAAAAAGCGUGAGAUUAUUUGGGGUAAAUUUGGAAUGCCAAAUUGAUGGAGAACAAGAAGAAGAUGAGGAGGCUCAAACUUCAGAUGGGUCAUCUUUAUCAAGCCAAGGUCAAGGUCAGGUUUUUGGCGUGGGUCCCCCUGCAUACAAUUACUUUGACUACGUGAAUAACAACCAUUACCCUUCUUCUCACAUGGAUAUGAAUUACCCACAAGAUGUCAACCAGAUGAGGAUGUGAGGGAGUAGUACACUACUCAUUUUUCUCUGACAAAGAGAGUCCCAAAGGCAAAGGAAUGGAGGAGAAAUUGACAGCACAGGAGAAGAGGUAUGGCGUGGGCCCUACUUUUUGUUGCAUCGAUAUCUGUGAUAUUUGGCUUAUAAGUACAAUUUGCCCAUUUCCAACACGUGGCACUUUGGUUCUAUACCUUCCAAAGAAUCUAUUUGCCUCCAGAUUUUUUGAUUCAGGAGGGUGAAUUAAUUAGCAUCGGUGAAAUACUCCGUAACACGAACACGCGAGUAUAAAUUGUACUUUUGAGAACCCAAAAUAGUUUCAAGGCCCACUUUUAGUUUCUAACAUUAUCUUCCCAGAGAAAUGAGAAGUAAUCUUGUAGA
Molecule: messenger RNA, 1555 nt
Organism: Spinacia oleracea (spinach)
Lineage: Eukaryota; Viridiplantae; Streptophyta; Magnoliopsida; Caryophyllales; Amaranthaceae
Product: B3 domain-containing protein At2g36080
Exons: 4
Coding region: 135-1181 (348 amino acids)
Molecular function (GO): DNA-binding transcription factor activity; DNA binding
Source: RefSeq, a predicted model, not a curated record